AUGCAGGAGGUGGUGAAGAAACGGCCGAUAAUCUCUGCAAGGGAAAGAGGCCCGGGCCCUGGACGCUACGCUCUGCCCCCUACAGUCGGAUACAUCAACCAUGACUUCACCAAGCCCAGCAGCCCUGCAUACUCCUUUCACAGCCGCAUGAGCAGCGCCAUGGUCUCUGUGGACUCCAGCCCAGGACCAAGGUACCACAUUGAUGCCAGGGUCACCCGGUUUGGCCGGAUGGAAAGCCCCUCCUACUCCAUUUUGGGCAGAGGAAGGCGCACAGGAAAUAAUAAAGGCGAGCUGUUCCAGACUCCAGGGCCGGGGGCCUACAGCCCAGAGAAGGCUCCACCUCUCAGUGCUCAUCACAGACCACCAUCCUACUCCAUCGGCAGCCGAACCAGAUACCGCUCUGUGGACGCUGUACCAGCACCCAACAGCUACACUCUUCCUAACCUGCUGGGCUGCCAGGUUCCCAAUAAAUCCUCCAGUGCCAGCUACAGCUUUUCGGGUCGGAGGAAGGUCGGAGCUCCGUCUGAAGACCUCUCCAUGAGCCCUGGACCAGCAAAAUAUGAUACCACCAACCCAGACAUUUACCGCCAGCGCCAGCCCUCUUUCUCUAUACAAAGACGGACUAAGAGGCCUAAUAAUUCGUCAGCGGUUCCUGGCCCGGGCAUGUACAGCCCAGAGAAGUUUCACGUGCAUCUCCCCAGACCACCAUCCUUCACGAUGGGCGUCAGACACUCUGAGUUUGUCACCCCACUUGUGGUGGAUAUAGUUGACUGAGAGGUCUGCAGAAUCAACAUGAAUGCCUUGUUUUUAUUCAGUUUUUCACACAAAUGUGGAGCUGCCAUACAAUAAUAAACUCUUUGAAAUCUGAGAAAAUUGGCUUGAUUAUUUUCAAAUACAUGGGUAGAGGACAAUGGGCAAUUUAAC
Plectropomus leopardus (leopard coralgrouper) is the source of this 924-nucleotide messenger RNA. RefSeq names its product outer dense fiber of sperm tails 3-like 2a (gene odf3l2a). The record is from RefSeq and is a predicted model, not a curated record. Lineage: Eukaryota; Metazoa; Chordata; Actinopteri; Perciformes; Serranidae. Gene Ontology annotation, cellular component: cytoskeleton.